AUGCAGAGAAUUGGGAUCAGGUUUGACAAAGAUGCCAACAUGGAACCUCACCACUUAACUGAGUAUGCCAGAGAGGAACUUGAGCUCAGAGGUGCAGAGUCUAGGUUUUUCUACUCUACUCCUUAUGGAGGUGGGGAAUAUGAGGUGAGGGAUGGAAAUGUACACUUCCCAGCCACCAGGAAGUGUGGAUGUGGGGUAUGGCAGGUCUCUGGAAUCCCUUGCAAACAUGGUUUGCGGGUGAUUUACAAGCAGAGACUUAGCCCUGAAGAUUUUGUGUCUGGGUAUUUCAAGGGUGCUGCCUAUAAACAGACACAUGCAGAGCAUAUGCACCAAAUGCCUGACCCCACUCAGUUUCCUAAGUACUCCCUUCCCACCAUUAAUCCACCUGGGAUCAAGAGGAGUGCUGGAAGACCCCCUAAACAGAGAAAGAGGGGUGCCAUGGAAGCUAAGAAAAGGAAGAGGCAUAGUUCAGUCAAGUGUGGCAAGUGA
Molecule: messenger RNA, 489 nt
Organism: Spinacia oleracea (spinach)
Lineage: Eukaryota; Viridiplantae; Streptophyta; Magnoliopsida; Caryophyllales; Amaranthaceae
Exons: 1
Coding region: 1-489 (162 amino acids)
Molecular function (GO): zinc ion binding
Source: RefSeq, a predicted model, not a curated record